CCGGUGGGGGUGGGGAGCGGCACGGCCCGGGCUGCUGGGGCAGCUGGAGCUGGCCGUCGCCGGGAGCCAAGAGGCGGAUCUGCAGCUGGGAGCGCACCCCAGGCCGGCAGAGGAGGCGGCUGCAGCCGGAUCCGGGAGCGCUGCUGGUGGCGGCGUCUCGCGCAGCCAGUGCCUGAGGCGGCGGCGGGGCCCGAGUUACUUAUGGAAAUUGUGGAUUACCUGGACAUCUUAAGACCCAGGAACCCGUUUAUUAAGAAUCUGCUGUCUUGAAAAAUGCAUUUUAUGAAUGCUUUGAAUUAAGAAGGUGUAAACAGUGGUUUGUCAUUUCUGCCACAUAAGAGAUAAUCUGAAUCUUCCCUCGCAGUUGCCCAGAUGCCUAAAACUGGCAAGAACUAGUACUUGGAGUGGUCAUCCUUCAACAGGAAAUACAGAGCUACCUAUGUACUAUAUAAAUGUUAUCUCUUUGAUAACAUUUAAGAUAAUGGACUGCUUUUCUACAUCUAAUUUUCAUACACACAAUUAACACUUGGAGUCUGGAGAAGCAUUUGUUAUGUAUUGAAAGACUGAGUUUUCUCUUUUUGAGUUUUCCAGAUUUAUUAUUUCAUCUGUAUGUUUGAAAUCUCUACAGUCACAUAAACUCCAGACAUAACGAUGGAGCUAUAUGACCCAUCAAGAUAUACAAAAACUAUUGGCAAGCUUUGGAACCAGUUGUUUUUGCAUCUGUUCAACAAUUAAUAUAUUCUCUGCUAAUCAAGAAUAUGGAAGCAAAUAUAGUCAUGCACAUUGUAUUGAUAAAUUGUGACUGUUGAAUUUUUCUGUAACUGGUUACUUUUGUCAUUCAAAUGCAAGUUAUGUCCAAAUGGAUAUAAAGACUAUAUUGGUGUACCUAGCUCCUAGCCAGUGUUGAAGAUAGAAAACCUAUUAUGACUAAUCCUUGGGAAGAAAAAGUCUGCAAAAUGGCCCAAACGAGUUUACUGCAAGGGAAGCAGUUUUACUGUAGGGAGUGGGUUUUCCACAAGCUUCAGCAUUGCCUCCAGGAGAAAACCAGCUGCUGCAAUAGUGCUGUCAACACACCGUCCCUUGUGAUGAAUUCUGGGAAUAAUGCUGGUGCUGUCUCAGGAAAGGCAGCUGCCUGGGGUGUGUUGUUGGUAGGAGGGCCUGGUAGUGGCAAGACAGCCCUGUGUACUGAACUCUUAUGGCCAAGUUCACCUACAAGCUUGCAGAGAGGUUUACAUCGCCAGGCUUUGGCCUUUCAUUUCUGCAAAGCCCAGGACUCUGAUACUUUGUGUGUUGGAGGGUUCGUUAGAGGUUUGGUUGCCCAGAUAUGCCGCAGUGGACUACUCCAAGGAUAUGAGGACAAGCUACGAGAUCCAGCCGUUCAAAGCCUCUUACAGCCUGGGGAAUGUGAGAGGAACCCAGCAGAAGCAUUCAAAAGGUGUGUGCUGCUCCCGCUCCUGGGCAUGGAGCCCCCUCAGCAGAGCCUAUUCCUGCUGGUGGACUCUGUGGAUGAAGGGUGCAAUGUCACUGAAGGAGAACAGACUGCCACCAGYUUAUCUGGGACUGUCGCGGAACUGCUUGCUGGUCACCAUGAGUUCUUCCCACCGUGGCUCCUGCUUCUCCGUUCUGCCUGAAAACAGAGUAAGGCUGUUACUAAAAUGUUUACUG
Molecule: messenger RNA, 1665 nt
Organism: Urocitellus parryii (Arctic ground squirrel)
Lineage: Eukaryota; Metazoa; Chordata; Mammalia; Rodentia; Sciuridae
Source: RefSeq, a predicted model, not a curated record